AUGUCAAGUGACAUAGUUCGACCUAAUUCGAUCUCACAGCUAAUGCCAAAUAUGAAAAAUGUCAACCUAACAUUUAUUGUUCUUGACAUUGGCCAGUCACGACGUACGCCACAAGGACAUGAUGUUCGAACAAUACGCGUUGCUGAUCCAACAGGUUCUGUUCUCAUGGGUGUAUGGAACGAUGUUGGCGAUAAUAUUUCCGCUGGUGACAUUUGGCGAUUAAGGAAUGGUUUUACGACGAUCUUCAAGGGUUCACUGAGUUUAUCAUAUGGUAAAAUGGGUGAACUGUUAAAAACGGGUGAGUUUUUUAUGGUUUAUUCGGAGAUUCCAAAUAUGAGUGAAUAUAAUGCUGAGUAUGCGGCAAAAUUCCCAUCGAAUCGGAAGGGUUCACCGGACGAUGAAACAACAGGCAAUGGACAAGGAGGUAAUGGUAUUGCACAACGAUCCCAUUCAACAGCUGGUAUCCAUCGACCAGUAAAACGGUCAGUGCCAUCUCAGGGACAGUUCCGACGUGAUAACAUUGCCAACAAAAAUGCGAGAAAUUCUUGA
Molecule: messenger RNA, 549 nt
Organism: Cercopithifilaria johnstoni
Lineage: Eukaryota; Metazoa; Nematoda; Chromadorea; Rhabditida; Onchocercidae
Source: the annotation of a GenBank genome assembly